AUGAGACCAACAAUCAUUGAACACGGUGCCGACGACAUGUCGGUACUUGAGCUCACUCCCGCAGACCAGGACCUAUGUUCCUGCUUGCAAGCCGAGCCGAUCAUGAUCGAAAACACAGAAAUGCAAAUUCGCCAUACAAAAGAUAGCUCGGUUCACCCUGGAGUCAUGGCUCUGCAACCAUACCCGCACAAAGUGGGAGGCCACUCGGCGCUCUACCGAUUCUCGGACGAAUCUAUCUGCAAGCAACUCGACAAACACGAGCAUCAGUUCUACGAGCAUAUGGAACGGAAGAACAGGGACAUGGUAGCCUUUUUGCCAAAAUACAUCGGUGUUUUAGCUGUAGCCGUUUCCGAUAAUAUGAUCCCCUACGUCGCGAUGGAGGAUAAUAUGCAUAUCGUCCCGGUUGACAUCCUCUGGAACAGUCCGCGACUAACCAGGGCCGACGGCUGGCAGUCCCGACGCAGACCAAAUAGCCCUAUCUGCUGGGGGGUCACUUGCGUGAAUACACGAUUGCGUGGGAAGGUAUUCGAAAAUGCGUUCGGGGGCAUGGGUCACAGGCAGCAGGUACAGCUUCGUCGAUGCGAUGAUGUCUUUGCAGAUAGGAAGCCAUACGUCCCACAUCCCACUUCUUCUAUCCAUGAUUGGAAUGAAGGAGACGAACUUUUUUUCAUGGACGAUCUUGCAGCGACUAUGACCUGCAAAAAGGUUGAUGAUCGUAUCUUUGCCGCUAAGCAACGGGGGAUGGUGAGAUUCAGAGAAUGCAUUUCUUUUGACCUCUUGUCCGCCCAUCGCCGAUUCAAUAACACUGACAGUCUUCAGACUGCGAGGGACCUUCGACCGUUCCUCCUUCUGGAAGAUCUAACCGCUGAUAUGAAACGACCCUGUGUUCUUGAUAUCAAAAUGGGCACUAGGCAUUAUGGAAUCGACGCUGACGAACAAAAGAAAGAAUCGCAGACUCGGAAGAGUUGGAAAACGACUUCAAAAACUCUAGGAGUCCGACUUUGCGGAAUGAAAACCUGGAACGCUGAAAAACAAGAGUAUCUCUUUGAAGACAAGUACAAAGGGCGGGAGAUGAAAUCUUGUCGCGAGAUUCAGCAGGCCUUAGGCAGAUUUCUUUGCGAUGGUGUCAGCUAUCAAAGAAGCGCUGCAGAAAAGGUUCUGGUGAUUUCACAGCAUUUAGAGAGACUUGAAAAGCUUGUACGAAUGCUUCGCGGAUAUCGGUUCUAUUCGAGUAGUCUCUUGAUACUCUAUGAUGGAGAGGUUUCGCAGCCUGGUAAAGGUGCGCUCUCCGUACAGGUUAAAAUGAUUGAUUUUGCAAAUUGCGUUACACCCCAAGACAAAAUUCCACCGGACUGUCCUUACCCGCCACUGUGUCCCUAUGAGCCUGACCAUGGAUAUCUUCGCGGGCUCAACACUUUGAAAAUGUGCUGUAAAAGUCUCUUGGGCAGUGAGAGAGUAAUUCAAGAGGGCAGCUUGAAAACGAAGUCGAAAAGGAUGUGA
Talaromyces proteolyticus is the source of this 1500-nucleotide messenger RNA. RefSeq lists its product as uncharacterized. Gene Ontology annotation, biological process: inositol phosphate biosynthetic process; phosphatidylinositol phosphate biosynthetic process. The transcript has 2 exons. Gene Ontology annotation, cellular component: cytoplasm; nucleus. The record is from RefSeq and is a predicted model, not a curated record. NCBI's taxonomy places the organism in Eukaryota, Fungi, Ascomycota, Eurotiomycetes, Eurotiales, Trichocomaceae. Bases 1 to 1500 code for a protein of 499 amino acids. Gene Ontology annotation, molecular function: inositol hexakisphosphate kinase activity.